Mytilus trossulus (common blue mussel) is the source of this 2608-nucleotide messenger RNA. RefSeq names its product histone-lysine N-methyltransferase PRDM9-like. Gene Ontology annotation, biological process: regulation of DNA-templated transcription. The coding region runs from base 132 to 2465 and encodes 777 amino acids. The transcript has 12 exons. Lineage: Eukaryota; Metazoa; Mollusca; Bivalvia; Mytilida; Mytilidae. The record is from RefSeq and is a predicted model, not a curated record. Gene Ontology annotation, molecular function: protein binding; histone methyltransferase activity.
CAGUAAGUACUGUCGUCUGCUGCUGCUGAAGAAGAUGGUUGAAAUGUUUUGAUCUGAUCACUGCCAGUUUGCGUAGAAAAUAACAGUUGAAUAUUAAUAUUUAUUGAGGAAAGAGGAGAGAACUGUGAAUUAUGAAGAAAAACUUUGAGAUACCAAAACUUGCCAAUAUGGAGCAAAGCGAUUUUAGGAAAUUUGAAGAGGAUGCAAGAUCAGGGGAUAUUGAGCAAUACUUUACCAAGACCCAGAUGGCCAGUUUAUCUGAUUAUGAGAAGUUGAGAUACAGAAAUAUGAAAAAGAAUUAUGAAAUGAUGGUUAAAAUGGGUCUGCCUGCACAGAAGCCAGAGUUUAUGAAGAAACAAAUUAAAAACCCAUCAACCAAACAAACUGAUUUUGCUUCCAAAGACGAAUGGAAACCAAGCUCUUCCAAAAAGAAUAUAGCCCAGAAACCAACAUUUAUGCAGAGGUCAAAGAAGAAAAGGAGAGUCAAACAUACAGAUGAUUCAGAUUCAGAUGAAGAAUGGAGACCAAGUUCAGAAAAAGCAAAGAAAUCGGCAAAUCCACCAGUAUUUAAAUUAUUGAAGAAAACCAGGAAAGCAAAGUCUGAAAAGAUGGAACAGACAUGUGCAGAAGAAAAAUCCAGGAAAUCAGAUGAAGAAAACGAAGAAGUACACCGAUAUCCACAGAGACAGCUACCUAGAACUAACUACAUGUAUCUAGAAGUACCUGAUGAUGAUGAAUUCAUUUAUUGUGAAGAUUGUGAAAGAGAAUAUGAAGGAGACUGUCCUGUUCACCCAUGUAUUCAUAUAUAUGAUUCUAAGAGCACAACUAAAAGUGAAGAAAGGGCAAUGGAAACAAUACCAGAGGGACUGUCCGUCAGAGAAUCUAGAAUACCCAACGCUGGACUUGGUGUGUUUGCAGAAAAAACUUUUCAACAGAGAAGUAGAUUUGGACCAUACCAAGGAGAAGUAACUACUGAUCCAGAUAAGGCCCACUCCACAGGUUAUGCUUGGCAGAUCUAUACUGAUGGAACCACCAGUCAUUAUAUAGAUGCUAAUAACAAGACCAAGUCUAACUGGAUGAGAUAUGUUAACUGUGCCAGAAACGAAGAUGAACAAAAUCUAAUAGCAUACCAAUACAAAGGACAAAUAUUUUACAGAAGUUUUAAAGAUAUAGCAAAAGGGACAGAAUUACUGGUAUGGUAUGGUCAAGACUAUGGGAAGGAUCUUGGCAUUGAUAGAGUGGAUAUAAAAUCCUUACUGAAGCCAAGAUACAUCAAUGGAGAAGUUAUAUAUGGAUGUCCUCUGUGUAAGAUGUGCUUCAAUAGUGGUCGUUUUAUGUCAAACCAUCUGAAAUAUCGUCAUAGUACCAAAUUGGAAUGGAUGCUAAAUGAUGAAUUGAAGGGAGAAAAGUCUAGAUUACAUCAUACAAUUUCACAUAGAAAAGAGGAAAAUAUUAGAAAAACAUUCAUAUCUUCUAAAAAACUUGACACAUUGUUAAAAGAAGAACUCCCAAAUCUCACAGGAGAUCCAUUGUAUAGUUGUUAUAAAUGCAGUAAAGGCUGUUCAUCUAGGCAAGACUUAGAGAUACAUAUGAAAUGUCACACACAAACUUUUACAUGUAAAUUGUGUUCACAACAGUGCAGUAGUGAUAUACAACUAGAUAUACACAUGAAAACACACACUGGAGAUAAACCUUAUAAAUGUGAUGUAUGUGGUAAUGGGUUUAAUGUGAAUUGUAACUUACAGAUACACAUGAGAACUCACACUGGAGAUAAACCUUAUAAAUGUGAUGUAUGUGGGAAAGGGUUUAGUGCGAAUUGUAACUUACAGAUACACAUGAGAACACACACUGGAGAUAAACCUUAUAAAUGUGAUAUAUGUGGUAAAGGGUUUAAUGUGAGUCAUCAUUUACAGGGACACAUGAGAACACACACUGGAGAUAAACCUUAUAAAUGCGAUGUAUGUGGUAAAGGGUUUAGUGUGAGUAGUAGCUUACAGAGACACAUGAGAACACACACAGGAGAUAAACCUUAUAAAUGUGAUGUAUGUGAUAAAGGGUUUAGUGACACGGGUAACUUACAGAAACACAUGAGAACACACACUGGAGAUAAACCUUAUAAAUGUGAUGUAUGUGGUAAAGGGUUUAGUGUGAGUAGUAGCUUACAGACACACAUGAGAACACACACAGGAGAUAAACCUUAUAAAUGUGAUGUAUGUGGUAAAGGGUUUAGUGAUUUUGGUAACUCACAGGUACACAUGAGAAAACACACUGGAGAUAAACCUUAUAAAUGUGAUAUAUGUGGUAAAGGGUUCAGUCAGAAUGGUGACUUACAGAAACAUAUGAGAACACACACUGGAGAUAAACCUUAUAAAUGUGAUGUAUGCGGUAAAGCAUUUAGUGACAGCAUUGCCUAUAGAAGACACAAAAGAACACAUGUACACACUGGAGAUAAACCUUGUAUAUAAAUGUGAUGUAUGUGGUAAAGGGUUUAGCCAGAUCAGUAGUAGCAUAAAGGGACACAUACUGGUGAUCAACCUAAUAAAUAAACAUUGUAUAACAUGUAUAAUUUGAAGGGUUUUCAAUCAGCUUGUAGAUAUAUACUGUAAAU